This is a messenger RNA of Penicillium verrucosum, 1566 nucleotides long. RefSeq names its product fungal specific transcription factor domain-containing protein. The transcript has a single exon. Lineage: Eukaryota; Fungi; Ascomycota; Eurotiomycetes; Eurotiales; Aspergillaceae. The record is from RefSeq and is a predicted model, not a curated record. Bases 1 to 1566 code for a protein of 521 amino acids.
AUGCUUUACAUUGCUACUUUCCUGCAGCAUCUCCACCCUAAUUUCCCUGGGACGAUGAACGAUUUGCCGGAAUCUCUCCCCGCCUUGACGGAACGAUUAGCAGGAACUGCUAUUAAUCUGGUCACGACAAACGACGAGUUCUUCGGCAGCAUUGAAGGACUGGAGUGUGUUAUGGUGGAAAGCAUGUACUACCAAAAUGGUGGAAAUCUACGACGAAGCUGGAUAGCGAACCGGAGGGCUAUGGCUAUUGCGCAAAUGAUGAACCUCCACCAAAGCCAAAGCCGAGCAAAGUACAAGGUUCUUGACCACAAACCGAAAGCUCAUCCACAGUUCAUGUGGUUUCGAAUUGUCUCCCUCGACCGUAAUUUGUGUCUCAUGCUGGGUCUUACGCAAGGCUCCUCUGACCUGAGCAUGGCCACUGGCACAGCAUUCAGAGAUGACAUUCCUAUGGGCCGCCUAGAGCGGAUGCACUGUACUCUCGCCUCUCGCAUAUUGGAGCGUAACGAGUCUGACCCGUGCGGUAAUAACUUUGCCCUGACACAAGCCCUGGACUUGGAACUACAGAAAGCCGGUAGAAGCAUGGCCAGCAAAUGGUGGCUUAUGCCAAACCUUGACAGUGUCACGGACGACCCACAAGCUCUCUUUUUGGAUAUGGGACGGCUGUUCAGCCAGUUGUAUCACUAUAACUUGCUCAAUCAGCUCCAUCUGCCUUACAUGCUUCGUUCAUCACCUGAACGGAAGUAUGAAUAUUCCAGAAUGACGUGCGUGAACGCCUCAAGGGAGGUUCUCUUGCGAUUUAUCAUGUUUCGUGGCCACAACAGGAAUAAUUCCUGCUGUCGGACAGUUGACUUUUUUGCCCUCAUGGCCGCCAUUACACUACUUCUGGGGCAUCUCGACAGCCACCGUUUUACACAGACCAGCAAUCUCUUAGCGCACCAAUAUCUUAGUGAUCGUGCCAUGAUAGAGCAGGCGCAGGUCAAUAUGGAACAAAUCACCCGUGUUAACGGAGAUACCUUAAGUGCGCAAAGUGCGGACUUAUUGCAUAAGUUGCUGGCCAUCGAUUCCGAAGCAGCAGAUGGCGUCAGUACGGAGAGUGUCAGCGUUCAGACACCAGAAAGUGCAAUGUUGCAGUCAAGCGAAAUCGACAAUGGCGUUGUUCGGGUGCAAAUACCUUACUUUGGCAUCGUCAGGAUUGCCCGUCACGGCGUUCUUUCCAGGGGAAUGGCCACCGCACAACCUCCGGUGAUAGGUAUGUAUAACACCGACGGCUCUUCUGCUGCAGUGUGUGAUAUUGGCUCUGGUCGCUUGGAUGGAAAUGAAUUUCCUAAGUCAAUGACCGAAGCGGAUUGCAACUCUAUCGAUAGUGUUAAUAGUCCGCCUGCGCAGCUCACAUCGCGAUAUCAGGAUACCGUUUCUGACGCCCUCCUGCAGAACUAUCAGGAUCCUGGGCUAACCGCCGGGGUGGAUGACUGGGCAUUCCAGGGUGUUGAUAUGGCUUUCUUUGACAGCAUAAUGAGAGGCCUCGAUAACGGAAAUAGUUCAGAAACCUGGGAUAAUGGCCCUUAA